Kwoniella shivajii is the source of this 3219-nucleotide messenger RNA. RefSeq lists its product as uncharacterized. Lineage: Eukaryota; Fungi; Basidiomycota; Tremellomycetes; Tremellales; Cryptococcaceae. Bases 1 to 3219 code for a protein of 1072 amino acids. The record is from RefSeq and is a predicted model, not a curated record. The transcript has 3 exons.
AUGACAUGGACACCCUCUCAUCCUACCUCGGGAUCUUCUUCGAUGUUUACUCAUCCUUCAUUACCUUCCAAUGAGGAAUUACCUUUCUUACCGCCACUCCCAGAUACACCUCAACAUUCAUACAAGUCAUAUCACUCUGAUGAGUAUAUGUUGAGAGCCAGAACACCGAUCACAAGGAAAAUAUGGGAAGAGAGGUUGAAUGGUAAUACACCUUCUUCUGCUUCGUUUACAGUAGAAGAUACCUCCCCACAAGAGAAUGGGAAUAGAUCAUCCAAGAAAUGGGACGUAGAAGUUGAUUAUCCAAUCUUAUCCACCAGACAGCAAGUUUUCGGUCCACCCCUAAGUAUAGGCAGAACACCUAGUAAAGAUUAUACGAAAGUCAUGAGAACGCCUUGUCAAGCCAAAUUUGAGGAAAAGCACAGGGAGGAGUUAUCAUCAGAAUCAGAGAACGUUCAACCAGUCAUUGAUUCCCCUAUCAACAAGAUCACUGAAGUUCAAGCUCAAUCACACCUGGAUCUGUCAGAGAAACGGUUAUUCCCAAAUGGCUCAGAAGACCCACACGUUCAUUCUCGUACAUUAUCCCCUUCUAAUAUCGCUGAUCCAACUUCACCCCAACACGUUCAAGGGCAACCUCGUAUAUCAGCAUCAUUCAACCUUCCAACAUAUAUAGCAGAUGAUUCUCUCCUCGCUGAUCAAUCUCUCAUGGGCGGCUCAACAAGUAGUACCGAUGAGGAUAGCUUCCAUCUAGAGCUCAACAAUCUUAGACCUCAACCAGCUAACACAACUGAAACUGGAAAUUCAUCUCAAAAUGCAUCUACUCAUUCGGCAACCUCUUCCAAUACACCUACCAAACUUACUUCCAGAUCAAGAGCAUAUCUUGUUCCACCUCAAAAUGCUUUAGAUCAAUCCACCUUGCUCCCUCGAUCACCAGCCAAGUCAGCUCAUUUACUUGACCCUAUCAACGCUCUUACACAGGUACAACCUCCAUGGACAGGGGAUGAAUCGGAUCUCUAUGAAUCUUCAGUUUCAUCUUCUAGAGAAGCUUCCUUAUCACCUGAGAAACCUGGUACAAUAGUAAAGCCUUCUUCCUCCCUACCAAGUUCAAUCACUACGAAAGGUUUCCCGUCAAGUUCUUCUUCCCAUUCAAUCGUCUCCCUGCCUAGAAUCACCAGGACUUUCCCUGCAUCUUCAUCUGGUCAAUCAUUAUCUUCCGUAGCAGAAAGUGAAGAUCAUGAGUAUCCACUCUGUAAUACAAAUGCGGACAUUAGUACUUUACUUCCCGUCAGUCCAUUGAAGACUGCACAUCUCUUAACGGACUCAGAACUCAUUACAAGAGAAACCUUGGUGGAAGAAGCGAGUUUCAGAUUACCAUUAACAUCGUCGUCAACAAGAAAAACACCUUAUAGACCUAUGUUCAUGAGUAAAACACCUAGGAAAUCACCUCCCGCAAAGAUGAGUCCCAUCAAGACUAUCGUCAAAGGAAAUAUCAAUAUGAGAGGCUAUGUUCACGAAGAGUUUAGAGAUAUAGGAGAUACAACUUUCGAUCUUAAAGAUUUAUUGGCAAAAGUUGGUAAACCAAAAAGAGCUUCCGGUACUGAAGAAAGCUUCGUUGAUCUUUUACAUGAUGAUUUCAUGCCAGAUGGUUUAGAUGCAUCUAUGAUGGGCCCCGAUGAAUCCAUGCUACCUUCAUCAUAUCGACCUAGAAAUUUGAGAACAGCUAGUAUCAGUCCAAUCAAGCAAACUUCAAUAUACAGUCCUUCUCGGCAAUCAAGAUUAAUGAGCGUACCAUCACAUACCAUGCGUACGACUGCAUCCGACCCCUCAGCUACGGUCAAACGAUUACCGACUUCCUAUUCUAGUCGAAAUCUUCCUACUCAAAGUGACGAGGCGGAUGAAGAGGUAAAACAAUCGACAAUGAUGAGAUCAAAAAGUUUGUCUAGGAUGGCUGAGAUGGUAGAAAGAGUGAGAUCUGAACGUUCUACUUUUUCACAUUCCACUGAACAUCAACAUAUCAAGAAUGACAAAGAGCAGGAAAGACCAAAACAAGAAUUGGUAUUGGUCUCUCCUCCCAAAACAGCAACGGUGUCACGAGAUUAUGUUUCCACCAGGACACCAGGGACGCCUGCAGCUAGACCUAGAACUAGUACGAUGCCUCCUCCAGCUACUUCGAGAAGAAUCUCAUUAUCUGCAGGUGCCAUUCCAAUUACAUCACAUGCAUCACUCAAGCAUCUCAAUCUACCUCCUUCUAGAACUACUCAGCCUAGGUCGACCGCUAUAACCACUCAGGAUGCUACAUUAGCGGCAGCGGGUAGAAGUUUGACAACUACCAGACCAGCUACUGGCACUGCCAUGUCCACCUCUAGACUCGUAACCACAUGUAUGACGUCUACCAGACAACCGGUGCCUUCCCGUACAACAGCCAGAACAUGUAUGGCACCCCCACUCCCUCAAGCGGUAAAAGCCAGAAUUGGUCCCAGUUCAAGUACGCAAACAUCUUCAGCGACUCUACCUACUAUUCCAAUCGCUGGAAAUGCCACGACGUCCUCGAGACUCACCUCAAGACCAUCAACUAUCGCCAAAGCAACAACGACUACCCGUGGAGCGACCGGCUCUACUAGCGCAUCUCAUGUCGUCAGGCCUUCUCUAGCACCUAGACCUAUCGGACUUCCCAAACCUGGAGACGGACCUACCGCUCGAUCGAAUACUACAUCUACAUCCACAGACAACAGAGCUAAAGUAUCAAGAGGCUUCGGAAACGAUCCUAGUACAACAAUGAAUCGUCUGUCUCGUCCACCAGUCGCAUCGACCUCAAACACAAAACUGUCCAGUGGUCCUUCGACAUUGAAAGCAAGAGCAUUGUCCACUCCUGCAUCCCUAGUCAAUACUGCUUCCAAAUUACCCCCGGUACCAGCGCUACCCACCUCAAGACUCACUCGACCGUCAACUACGACCACUUCAUCUUCGACUACACGACCUAUCACUAGUACCGCAAAUAUCAGAAACGGAAAAUCGUCAAUGCCACCUCCAUCGACCAAUGCAGGAACACAAAGAGCCCGAACUGGAAGUACGACUACAUCGAGUGUGUUACCUAGACCCAGCGUACGGACUACCAUAUCAGGUAAAAGUUCUGCUCCACCCUCUGCUUCAGCUGGGCCUGGAACAGGAUUGACGGCAUUGAGAGAGCGAUUGGAUAAGUUACAUGCUAGACAAGGCAGGUAA